Messenger RNA from Daldinia caldariorum, 6600 nucleotides. RefSeq lists its product as uncharacterized. The record is from RefSeq and is a predicted model, not a curated record. Gene Ontology annotation, cellular component: anaphase-promoting complex. The transcript is spliced from 3 exons. Bases 232 to 6111 code for a protein of 1959 amino acids. Gene Ontology annotation, biological process: protein K11-linked ubiquitination; anaphase-promoting complex-dependent catabolic process; metaphase/anaphase transition of mitotic cell cycle. Gene Ontology annotation, molecular function: molecular adaptor activity. NCBI's taxonomy places the organism in Eukaryota, Fungi, Ascomycota, Sordariomycetes, Xylariales, Hypoxylaceae.
CUUCUUCGUACCGCGCCGUCUCAGAUUCUUAUAGAUACCUCAAAUUAAUUCCGAAGAAAGCGCUUCUCAUCAAAUUCCUACGACUUAUAAAAAAAUAAAAAAAUAAAAAUAAAAAAAAACUCGACCGACAGGGAAUGGGCUUGAAAUACCCUAUCGCCCCUCUGCUUGGCUUCUUAACGAGGAAGACCAAGACAGUUUAACUGCCUUCAAUGGAUUUAAUACAUAUAUAAUAUGGCUUCGGUGACAUCUCUCGGGCUGCACGAGCCUACAGCACUUCAAUACGCCAUACAGGAACAACUCCUACCGGAAAAUCCACCUUCUUCCUCUUAUGACUGGAGCAUCACCGUUAAUCAUAACAGCAACGAAGAAGGGGAGGAUGAGCUUCUAGUUACCAAAGAUGCUGUUGUAUGGUCGAGAGGUUGCAUUUUUCGCAAGUGUUUUGGCUUCAAAUUGGAGAACGAGCCUAUCAUCCAGGCCUUACUAACGUAUUUUCCAAAUUCCGAAAUUUCGGAAGAUGCUCCAAACGAAAAACCUGGGGAGAAGCGGGUUCGUUUUCAGUCAGAGACCAACACCAACAAAAAUGAAAGAGCGUUAUCGAAAGCCUUGGUUGUUUUUCUUAAGACCCAAGCUCACGUCUAUUUUCUUGAUGGUACCAGUCACGUAGUUCAUAUGCCUUUUGAGGUCGAAUCUGCCUGCGCCGCCCCCCAAGGUGUCAUAAUCCAACGGCGUCAGCGAACUGAUACUAACCUGGCUGCGAGCCUGAAAUUUCCUCGGGUCCCCCAUAAUUCUUUUAUUUCGAACCAACUCUCUCCAGCGUCUACAAGGCCGUCUCAGCUGAGUACUUUCACUACCGAAAGUCUUGGAAAACCGAAAACACUUCCUCUUAGACUGAACGCCAACCUUGACAACCUAUGGGAUAUCCCGGAAGCAAAAAAGGAUUCCCAAUGGCCGCGUUUAGUCGCUCUCACUGAUCCCUUACUGGAACUUGGAUUGGUUGUCACGCAGAGAGAUAAAUCUGUUAAGCGUAAAAGCCGACCAAGCUCAGAAAAGUCUCCCAAUUUUCUAGAUAGGGCAGAGGAGAUAGUUCACGUCGAAGAAAUACCCCACCACCAAACCUAUAAGAAAGGCAAGGGGAAACUGAUCCUUGCAGUAACCGUCAAUAGAGAGACCUGCAUGUACACUGUUUGGAGGCUCACUUAUAUCUCUAAUGAGGACCCCUUUGUUAACGGGCGAAAGCCCACAAAAACGAAAACAGACCGACGGCGCAGCUCAAUGCAACCCGGCUUACCUAGCGGCGCCACGACGCCGUUGCACCCAACCUUUAGGGAGAGUUUCGGUGCCCCUCUGCCCGGGAAACGAUCGCGUAAGAGCGAGAGGAUUGAGAAGAGCGAUAAGACUUUACAGAACCUCGAGUCCUCACUAGGCAUAGAGAAAGAGUCCGGUGUGACACGUCGCACAUCACGUCGUGUAAGCUCGAUGCUUGCCAGAGCCGACCUCUCUGCUUCGCAGGAUAGGACGGCAUUUUCUGAGCAGGCUCAGAUCUCCAACCACCCCAGUACGAGGAGGGAUACUUCGCAUGGUAGCCAUCGAGGCCGAACUAGUGGCGUGUUCUCCGGCCCGAGCUUUACGGGGACCGCUAACCAUGGAGUAAAUACUCUCCUAGAAGCACCGGUCGAUAGUUUAUUAGAAGAGCUACGAGCAGGUGGAGAUUUCGAAGGCUUCCAUACCAUGGGUAUAGAUGACCACGAAUUUGAUGGUCUUACUCAGGAGGUUUUAUUUACAAAGAUCCACAGUAUUCCUAUCGACAAUAGCAAUAUUCGGUACUCGCUCUCGAAGCAACCAGCCAGAACACAGUGCAAAGUCUUCUGUCUUGUUGGUCCGGAAUCUGCAGAUGAUGGACAGAACCACCAACAGGUGCUAGUCGGGAUUCAAGACCCAAUGGAGAAGCGUCUACAAUUGUUAACACUUCACCUACAAUCAGGAAGUUCUAAUUCCGCUUCCGCUUCCUCCCCGGGCCCCGACAAAAUGGUUGUGACUUUCAACCAACUCAGGAAAGCACAAAAUGUCAUAGACUCGUGCAAAAUCGUCGAUGGCGAGCUUUCUAUGAUUCUUGUAUUAUCCCAAUCCACCGAAGGCCAGCGCGAACUCAGUAUUCAGGCGCCGUGGACGCAAAUGACUUCUGUGGUCCUUCCAUUGAAGCUAUCACUUGCAAAUCUGCGCAGUCUUGAUUACCACGGCAGCCUCGUCAGCCGGGACGUGGGCAUUAAUAGGGCUGUAACUCCUGCGAUUGGGGAAAUUGCUGGCCUGCGGCACCCCAAACUACGCGGUGUUGUAGACAUUCUAGACGAAGAUACCCAGCAGCAUCACCAAAUACGUAUUCAGCUCCAACCAACUUCUCCGCGAGUUUUGAAAGUACUGAAAGCCCUACGAACAGCUCUUCCAACUUCUUCUGGCGAAAGACUGAUUUCAAAUUGGUGGGAAAUUAUUGCAUGGCUUCGACAACAAGACGCCGAGGUUGUUGAUAUCGAAUGGUCGGCUAUUGUCAUUCAGAUUUUCUCCAUAUUUCUUGCCUUGGACGUCGAUGAAGCUACGUUACCAGCUGAUAACACACCCAAAAGGAGAUCCAGAGGCUAUUUACGGUCAAGUAGCGGAGCGCAAAUUGAUCUCGGUGAUUGGAACGCGAUGAAUAGGUACGAAACGCCAGGAUCGUUAACACAUCCUUCCUGGGUUGAGAAUAAAGCGUGGCAGUGGAUAAUGGAAGAAGACGAUUCUCCCUUACCCAUGUUUCAAGGUACCUCUGAGCCGGAUAAAACAGAUUUUCUGUCUACACAUACAAAGUACGCUUUGGCAUAUUUAUCCUCUGUUAAUGGAGAUGCUGCUUGCGGUCCAGACGGAUAUCUUCCGACCUCUCCUGGCCAUGACUACCUAAGUAGGACACGGUACGCCCAAGACAUAUUUCUUGCACUUCAUCUUUUGCUGGAGGAGCAGAAGCUUGACAUUGCAUCUCACCAUAUACUAUCACCGGGCUCAAUUAACUUGCGGGCAGUGUUGCUACAAGUCGUUCGUUGCUUGAAGUGGUUUGAAUGGAUAAAUGCCUAUGAGCUGGAAAUGCCCUUAGACUGGCCUGAGCAACAGCCAGGGGCGAUGAAUAUAUCUGUAUCGGUAAGGCCCCCAGAACCAGCUUAUUGGAAUGUUUUCGACUGGAUCCGAACGAACCUGUCACCGCAACCGAGCCCGUCAGUGCAUGUACCACCAAUAAGAUCAACUAUGGUUUAUUCGAUAAUUCCGCGUACGAAAAUGUUCGAAGACCUUUUCAAGACCCUCUCUCUCCGAAGGAGAUCGCCAGCGGACUUCGUCGAAGCUAUGUACCAAAGUGGUAUCACGCCAAUAAUUCUAGAAACAUUGCCGGAGCAUGUUCUUGUACCUCUCCAAGAUGCGAUUGCUCAAUGCCAACCAGCUCCCCCGUCCAAGUGGUCUAAGGGGAUGCUAGAUCUUAUUAACAGAGGUGACAUCGGGUCAGUGUUGACACAGUCGAAUAUUCACCACAUUCGUUCAACUGGCGUUCUUGCACCGACUCACAUCGCUUCUUGGGAUUUCAAUUCGCUCUGCCAAAAUAUUAUGGAGUUUAGUGAUGCCCCGUCAGAUGAUAUCGCAGAGAGUGAUAAACAGGCGGUGAUACGUGCCAUCUUCAAGGAUGAUCGUCGUCUUGACGAAACCAAGUCGAUGCUAAACACGACAAAACCAAGAGUCAUGCGUCUAGAUCCACUACCGGCAUGGACAGAAGCUUACUACCUCGAGCAGCAGAAGGACAUGGUGACAAGGCUUGCCAAUAAUACCUUGUCAAUUCCAGCUGGUCGUGGUCUAAUGAAUUAUGGGCUUCGGUUCCCUCUCUUGACUCAGAAAUUCCACAUCAAUGGCUUUGUCCUGAAUUGUACGGUUCUGCCGAAUAACGUGACGGUGGGAGUCGACAAGUCGCUUUUUACCGAAGAGAGGAUUGCGUGGGCUUUUUUCCAUUCCGGCGUUGCUGGGGGACUAUCUAUCUCUCGUCAGGCAAAGGGGAUAGAUACAUCAUGGAUUCUUUAUAACAAACCCGGCAAUGAUCUAAGUAAUAGGCAUGCUGGGUUUCUCUUGGCAUUGGGUCUUAAUGGACACCUUAAAGGCGUGGCUAAAUGGGUUGCUUUCAAAUAUCUAACGCCAAAGCAUACCAUGACGUCUAUAGGGUUGCUCUUGGGCUUGGCCGCAUCUUAUAUUGGAACCAUGGACUCCCUUAUUACCCGUCUAUUGUCCGUUCAUGUCACGAGAAUGCUCCCUCGCGGGGCUGCUGAGUUGAAUCUAUCUCCCCUAACGCAAACAACGGGAAUCAUGGGAAUCGGCUUACUCUAUUGCAACAGUCAACAUCGACGGAUGAGCGAGAUCAUGAUGUCCGAAAUUGAACACAUAGAAACCGAAGAUGACGAAGAACCAUUGCGUACUGAAUGUUACCGGUUAGCUGCAGGAUUCGCACUCGGGUUCAUUAAUCUUGGAAAGGGGACUGAUUUGAAGGGUCUCCACGACAUGCGCAUCACCGAGAAGCUACUUACUCUAGCUUCGGCUACUAAGAAGGCUGAACACGUUCAUAUCCUGGACAGGUCCACUGCCGCUGCUGUUGUAGCGAUCGCGCUCAUAUAUAUGAAGUCAGAAGAUCAUAUAGUAGCCAGGAAAAUCGACGUCCCCGACUCAUCUUUACAAUUUGACUAUAUCCGCCCUGACAUUCUAUUACUGCGCACUGUUGCUAAACACCUUAUCUUAUGGUCGGAGAUCGAACCAACACAAGACUGGGUCCGUAAGAAUCUUCCACGACAAUACCAUUCCAGAUUACAACCACCUCAAUACCCUCCAGACCACCCGUCCCGUGGACCACUUAACUCGACACACCUACCAUUCCUCACUAUUUUAGCUGGCCUCUGCUUCUCCAUAGCGCUACGGUUCGCUGGGUCAGGAAAUUUGAAGGUACGGGACCUUUUACUAUCCUAUAUUCGCCGAUAUUAUAGCCAAUGUCGUCAUCCCAAUCCAAGAGCUAGCUUCGAUGAGAGGAUUGUACAUGUAACGGCAUGCAUGUGUCUCGACAUACUUUCGCUCUCGUGUGCAACUGUGAUGGCGGGCACAUGUGACCUGGAAGUUCUCCGCUAUCUACGGUCGCUCCAUAGUCGUAACGAUCCAGACACGACUUACGGCUCACACAUGGCAACGCAUAUGGCUAUGGGUGCACUGUCACUUGGCUGCGGAACGCAGACUUUUAACACGUCCAACCAAGCCAUCGCCUCGCUGCUCGUUGCCUUCUAUCCUGUCUUCCCGGAUUCAGUGCAAGACAACAAGAGCCACUUACAAGCGUUUCGACAUUUUUGGGUAUUAGCGACCGACCCCAGGUGCCUUGUUACAAAGGACGCCUCGACUAAUGCGCCUGUCUGUGUUCCAAUUGCCAUCCGCCUAAAAAACUCAACAGAGGAAGAAGUGCGUACGACGCCGUGCUUAUUACCUCCACUCAGCGAUGUGCAAACGGUUCGGACCAUAUCGCCCGACUUCUGGAAUCUGGAGUUAAACUUCGAGACUCACCCAGAGUACGCCGAAGCGUUUAAACGCUCGCAGGCACUGCACCUCCGUAGACGGCCUGUUAGUGACAGUCCGUUUGCGACAACUAUGCUUGCUCUCGGGCGUCAAGGCGGACUCGGCGGCCCUCUAUCCGCAGACGCAGCAUCUCAACCACUCGAGUGGUUGUUUGAAACGGUACCAAGAUUGCGGAAACUCACGCAUGCAGAACGUGGCAUCGUCCUUGACCGCGGCGUGGGAGGUCCCGAUGUAAGCAAUAGCGCCGCCACGGCGGUCGACGCCCGCCUGGGAUUAGAAAACGUGGUUGCUAGCGGAAACAGAGACGACCUACUCGGCUUAAAGGGGCUAUUUGAAUGGUUUGAGUGGAGAGCUAGGAAAACACAAGCAGAAGAGAGGGCCAAGGAAGAUAACUCGAAGGAUAGUAGCAACGAAAAGAAGGAACUUAGUUGGAGCGGAGAGGGGUGGCUCAGAGAGAGUAUUGCUGAGAACUUAAAGGGGGGAGUAUGGCUUGCAGGUAGGAGUUGAAGGAACGGGCCUGGCUUAUGUUUGGGGAUGAGUUAAAAAAAAUAAAACACAAUGGCCCGGACCUACGUCCUUAUCUUGGCUAAGGUAAUUAGCUACCUAGGUACAAGUAGGUACCUGUACCGAGGUAGCUACGAAAUACACUUAUGAACAAGAGUUCAUUCGGCCGUAUAAUCAUGCAUGCUGUCCCCAACGAAUAUUAAUUGCGCAGUCUUGGCAUUCUACCCUCAGAACAACAUCAUAUUAAAGUUCAAAUAAUAUUUUAAAGGAAGUUGAAAAAAUGAAAAUAAAUCAUACGCAAGUGAAGCAUCAUUUUGCAAAUUAUAUCACGUUGAGAAAGAUUGGCGUAGCAAAAUCGAAAUGACAACUACCUACUACGUACGACAACCAGUGAAGUUAGCACAUGCUGCACAUGCAAUACGCCAAACGCCAACUGGCACAUGGCCGAGGGAGACCCACUCAUGUAGAUUUUUGGCGGGUGACAUCACCGUG